ACCCUAAAUCCCCAAUCUCCCCAAUCUCGUUCGCACAGCACUGGGAGAAGACAAGGAAGAAGAAGAGGCGAGGAAGAGGAGGUACGGAGAAGGAGGAUGUACUUAUAUAGCUUGACGCUGCAGAGGGCGGGUGGGAUUGUGUGCGCUACCAAUGGGAACUUCGUCGGCGGCAAGACUCAGGAAAUCGUGGUGGCUCGGGGCAAAAACCUGGAUCUCCUCCGUCCCGACGAAUCCGGUAAGCUGCAGACCCUUCUGUCCGUCGAUGUCUUCGGCGCCAUCCGCUCGCUCGCCCAGUUCCGGCUCACCGGUUCCCAGAAAGACUACCUUGUAGUUGGCUCUGACUCCGGCCGCCUCGUUAUCCUCGAGUACUCCCGCGAGCACAAUAUGUUCCACAAGGUUCACCAGGAGACGUUCGGCAAAUCUGGCUGCCGCAGGAUCGUCCCCGGCCAGUUCCUCGCUGUCGACCCCAAGGGUCGCGCUGUCAUGGUUGCUGCCUGCGAGAAGCAGAAGCUUGUCUACGUCCUCAACCGUGAUGCUGCCGCCCGCCUCACGAUCUCCUCCCCCCUCGAGGCCCACAAGUCUCACACUAUCACCUACUCGGUUGUCGGGGUCGACUGCGGCUUCGAUAAUCCCAUCUUUGCCUCCAUCGAGUUAGAUUACUCCGAGUCUGAUCUUGACCCGACCGGACAGGCUGCCGCAGACGCUCAGAAGCACCUCACAUUCUAUGAGCUUGACCUUGGCCUCAACCAUGUCUCUCGCAAGUGGUCCGAACCUGUUGACAAUGGUGCAAAUCUCCUCGUUACUGUGCCGGGUGGUGGUGAUGGCCCCAGCGGUGUCCUUGUAUGUGCCGAGAAUUUCGUUAUCUACAAGAACCAAGGCCACCCAGAUGUCCGUGCUGUCAUUCCUCGCCAUACUGACCUCCCUGCUGAGCGUGGAGUACUUGUGGUUUCUGCUGCCACCCACCGCCAAAAGUCCAUGUUCUUCUUCUUACUGCAGACCGAGUAUGGGGACAUCUUCAAGGUCACUCUUGAGCAUGAGGGCGACCGGGUAACUGAGCUCAAGAUUAAGUAUUUUGACACCAUUCCUGUCACCACUUCCAUGUGCGUCCUGAAGACUGGCUUUCUGUUUGCAGCUUCCGAGUUUGGCAACCAUGCCCUCUAUCAGUUCCAGGCCAUUGGUGAGGCUGAGGAUAUUGAAGCUUCAUCUGCCACUCUGAUGGAGACCGACGAGGGAUUCCAACCGGUCUUCUUCCAGCCACGUGGCUUAAAGAACCUAGUCCGGAUUGACCUUGUUGAAAGUCUCAUGCCCAUCAUGGACAUGAAGAUACUGAAUCUCUUUGAGGAAGAAACUCCUCAGGUAUUCACACUCUGUGGUAGGGGCCCACGCUCAUCGCUGCGCAUUUUAAGGCCAGGUUUGGCAAUCAAUGAGAUGGCAGUGUCACAACUUCCAGGCACACCCAGUGCAGUCUGGACUGUGAAGAAGAAUAUCAAUGAUGAAUUUGAUGCUUACAUUGUCGUCUCUUUUGUGAAUGCCACACUUGUGCUCUCCAUUGGUGAGACCAUUGAAGAAGUCAGUGAUAGUGGGUUUCUUGACACUACACCUUCACUUUCUGUCUCUUUGCUAGGAGAUGAAUCUCUAAUGCAGGUCCAUCCCAAUGGAAUUAGGCAUAUCAGAGAGGAUGGCCGUAUCAAUGAGUGGAAGACACCUGGUAAGAAGACCAUUGUGAAGGUUGGCUCCAACAGGCUCCAGGUGGUUAUUGCUCUGAGCGGAGGGGAACUUAUCUAUUUUGAGAUGGACUUGACUGGACAAUUGAUGGAGGUGGAGAAGCAUGAGAUGCCUGGGGAUGUGGCGUGCUUAGAUAUUGCACCAGUUCCAGAGGGCAGGCAGAGAUCUCGUUUCCUUGCAGUUGGAUCUUAUGAUAACACAAUAAGGAUUCUGUCAUUGGAUCCUGAUGACUGUAUGCAGAUCUUGAGUGUUCAGAGUGUGUCUUCACCACCUGAGUCACUCCUAUUGCUUGAGGUAAUGGCUUCCACUGGAGGAGAGGAUGGAGCUGAUCAUCCUGCCAGUGUUUUUCUUAAUGCUGGUUUGCAGAAUGGUGUUCUCUUCCGGACAGUUGUUGAUAUGGUCACUGGUCAGCUCUCUGAUACCCGAUCCCGGUUCUUAGGAUUGAGAGCUCCCAAGCUAUUCUCAGCUACUGUAAGAGGCCGACAAGCUAUGCUUUGCUUGUCCAGUAGGCCUUGGCUUGGUUAUAUUCAUCAAGGUCACUUUUUGCUGACUCCUCUCUCAUAUGAGGCUCUUGAAUAUGCUGCAUCUUUUUCUUCUGAUCAAUGUGCUGAAGGAGUUGUUGCAGUGGCAAAUGAAGCUCUGAGAAUUUUCACAGUUGAGCGACUGGGAGAGACAUUCAAUGAGACAGUUGUACCUUUGCGAUAUACUCCUAGGAAAUUUGUGCUGCUGCCCAAGCGCAAGCAUUUAAUUGUCAUUGAGAGUGAUCAAGGGGCAUUUACUGCAGAAGAGCGAGAAGCUGCUCGGAAGGAAUGCUUGGAAGCUGCUGGGAUGGGCGAAAAUGGAAAUGCAAAUAAUGGUGAACAGAUGGAAAAUGGUGAUGGUGAUGAUGAGAAGGAGGAUGCUCUUCCAGAUGAGCAAUAUGGCUAUCCAAAGGCAGAAUCAGAUAGGUGGGCCUCUUGCAUCAGAGUUCUUGAUCCCAAAACAGGAAAUACAACUUGUCUGUUGGAGCUUCAAGACAAUGAAGCUGCAUUUAGCAUUUGUACUGUGAACUUCCAUGAUAAGGAGUAUGGGACACUUUUGGCUGUUGGAACUGCAAAAGGAUUACAAUUCUGGCCUAAAAGAACUGUUGCUGCUGGGUUCAUUCACAUAUAUAGAUUUGUUGAGGAAGGAAAAUCUCUUGAGCUUUUGCACAAGACACAAGUAGAGGGAGUUCCACUUGCUUUGCACCAGUUUCAGGGGAGACUCCUUGCAGGUAUUGGUCCAGUACUCAGAUUGUAUGACCUAGGAAAAAGGAGGUUGCUCAGAAAAUGCGAAAACAAGCUCUUUCCCCACACUAUUGUUUCUAUCAAUACAUAUCGUGAUAGGAUUUAUGUUGGUGAUAUCCAGGAGUCAUUUCAUUACUGCAAGUACAGAAGGGAUGAAAACCAACUUUACAUAUUUGCGGAUGAUUCUGUCCCAAGGUGGCUCACUGCAGCACAUCACAUAGAUUUUGACACCAUGGCUGGAGCUGACAAGUUUGGAAACAUAUACUUUGUUCGACUGCCACAAGAUUUAUCAGAUGAGAUCGAGGAAGAUCCCACAGGAGGUAAAAUAAAGUGGGAGCAAGGGAAAUUGAAUGGUGCUCCUAAUAAAGUCGAGGAGAUUGUGCAGUUUCAUAUAGGAGAUGUUGUGACAUGCUUGCAAAAGGCCUCUUUGAUACCUGGAGGAGGUGAAUGUGUUAUAUAUGGGACUGUGAUGGGAAGUGUAGGUGCAUUACUUCCAUUUAUCUCCAGAGAAGAUGUGGAUUUCUUUUCCCACUUGGAAAUGCACAUGAGGCAAGAACAUCCGCCUUUGUGUGGUAGGGAUCAUAUGGCCUUCAGAUCUGCUUAUUUCCCUGUCAAGGAUGUAAUUGAUGGUGAUCUAUGUGAGCAGUUCCCAACUCUUCCUCCUGAUUUGCAGAGGAAGAUUGCUGAUGAACUUGAUAGAACUCCAGGAGAAAUAUUGAAGAAACUUGAAGAUGCCAGAAACAAAAUCAUUUAAAAGCAAUGCAUCAAUGAGGCGAGCAAGGAUUAUAGCUAGGCCAGUUUUCGAGUUCCUGCUUGAAGAGACCAUUUGAGUUCCUACUUGUAGGUAAUGGUGCCUCCGUCGUGUUGUAUUAGGAAUCCUACUUUUACCAACCAAGUUGAACUAGAUCAGUAGGCUGAUAUAUAUUUAUAUUUUUCCGUUGUUGUUU
Zingiber officinale is the source of this 3937-nucleotide messenger RNA. Its product is annotated as spliceosome-associated protein 130 A. Gene Ontology annotation, molecular function: U2 snRNA binding; protein binding. Lineage: Eukaryota; Viridiplantae; Streptophyta; Magnoliopsida; Zingiberales; Zingiberaceae. Gene Ontology annotation, biological process: mRNA splicing, via spliceosome. The coding region runs from base 97 to 3744 and encodes 1215 amino acids. The transcript is spliced from 3 exons. The record is from RefSeq and is a predicted model, not a curated record. Gene Ontology annotation, cellular component: nucleus; U2 snRNP.